Molecule: messenger RNA, 3876 nt
Organism: Knipowitschia caucasica
Lineage: Eukaryota; Metazoa; Chordata; Actinopteri; Gobiiformes; Gobiidae
Source: the annotation of a GenBank genome assembly
AUGCCGUCUAAAACUAUGAAGAGUUCUACCGCGUCUGCCAAACCGAGAGGGAAAGGGUCGCAGCCUCGGGAUGACUCCGAAGACGAGCUGGAUGCGCCCCCUCCUCAAACCAACGCCAAUGGCCAAGAGGAGGCACCUCCGACAACGGUGGGGGAACCAGUCGAGGGUAUUGACAGCCGGAGUUUGGAGGAGAUUCUCGGUAGCAUCCCUCCACCGCCGCCCCCAACAAUGACCAACGAACCUGGUGCUCCACGGCUCAUGAUCACACAUUUAGUUAACCGCAAUUUUAAGUCUUAUGCGGGCGAGGAAAUACUGGGCCCUUUUCACAAGCGUUUUUCUUGCAUCAUUGGCCCAAAUGGGAGUGGCAAGUCCAACGUGAUAGACUCCAUGCUCUUUGUGUUCGGAUAUAGAGCUCAAAAGAUCCGAUCCAAAAAGAUGUCCGUGCUGAUUCACAGCUCUGACAAACACAAAGAUGUCCAAAGCUGCACUGUGGAGGUGCACUUCCAAAAGAUUAUUGAUAAGGAAGGAGAUGACUACGAAGUCAUCCCCAACAGCAAGUUCUAUGUUUCCAGAACUGCCAACAAAGACAAUUCGUCUUCCUAUCACAUUAACGGAAAAAAGGCCACAUUUAAAGAUGUGGGCGCUUUACUUCGAAGUCAUGGUAUUGACUUAGACCACAACAGGUUUCUGAUCUUACAGGGCGAGGUGGAGCAGAUCGCCAUGAUGAAGCCAAAAGGCCAGACGGAGCACGACGAGGGCAUGCUGGAGUACCUGGAAGACAUCAUCGGCUCCUGUCGACUGAAGGAGCCCAUCCAGCUUCUGUCCCGUCGGAUUGAACUUCUGAACGAGCAGAGGGGAGAGAAGCUUAAUCGGGUGAAGCUGGUGGAAAAGGAGAAGAAUGCUCUGGAAGGCGAGAAAAACAAGGCAGUAGAGUUCCUCACUUUGGAGAAUGACAUAUUCAAACUUAAAAGCCAGCUUUACCAGUACCAUGUAAAUGAGUUGCAGAAGCGUGUUGUUGAUAAAGAGCAAGAAAAAGUAAAGAUUCAAGAAGAUACAAAAGAUCUUACAGAGAAGAAUGCACAGAUCUCACAAGACAUGGAGAAAAUGAAUCAAGACCUUAAGAAUGUGGAAAAAAAACAAAACAAGCUUGACAAGUACAUUGAAUCUCAAAAGGAGAAGUUCACACAGUUGGACCUUCAGGAUGUGGAAGCUCGAGAAAAAAUUAAACACUCCAAAAGUAAGAAGAAGAAACUGGAGAAGCAGUUGGAGAAAGACACAGAAAAGCUGGAGGAAGUUCGCAAAGUACCAGCGAACAGUGAAAAGGCGAUUUCUGAAGCAACAGCUCGUAAAGAGAAGCUUGAGAAGCAGAAAGUUAAAGAGGAGGAAAAACUGAAGGAGGUUAUGGAGAGUCUGAAAGAAGAAACAAGUGGUUUGCAACAAGACAAAGAGUCUAAAGAAAAGGAGCUCAUGGAGCUCAAUAAGGCAGUAAAUGAGACUCGCUCUCGCAUGGAUCUGGCUCAGUCUGAGCUGGAUAUCUAUCUAAGCCGUCACAACACUGCUGUGACCCAGCUCAAUACUGCCAAACAAACGCUGCAGACCACUUCUGACACUCUGCGUGAGAGGAGGGCAGCUAUCAAAGACCUGGAAGUCAAAAUACCACAGAAAGAACAGGCACUGAAAAAGGAUGAGGCGGAGCUCGAGCAGCUUAUGAAGGUCGACAAUGAGACCCGAGAGUCGGUCCGAGAAAUGCGUCAGAAGUAUGAUGAGGCCAAGAGCUCCCUGUCGUCAAACCGUAGUCGCGGGAAAGUUCUGGAUGCACUUAUGCAGCAAAAAAAGACUGGAAAACUCUCCGGCAUCUUGGGUAGAUUGGGCGACCUGGGUGCCAUUGAAGAGAAGUAUGAUGUGGCCAUCUCAUCCAGCUGUGGUGCUCUUGACAACAUUGUCGUCGACACCAUUGACACAGCACAAAAAUGUGUUACAUUUCUCAAGCAACAAAACAUUGGGGUGGCUACUUUCAUUGGCCUUGACAAGAUGAAGGUGUGGGAGAAGAACAUGGCUCCGAUUAAGACUCCAGAGAACAGCCCCAGACUUUUUGACAUGGUGCGUGUCAAAGAUGAGAGUGUGAGGCCAGCUUUUUAUUUUGCCCUUCGAGACACGCUUGUCGCCAAUGACAUGGAUCAAGCAACUCGAAUGGCCUUUCAGAAAGACAAGCGCUGGAGAGUGGUUACUCUGAAGGGACAGAUCAUUGAAAUGGCUGGCACUAUGACUGGAGGAGGACGAGUGAUGAAGGGAAGAAUGGGUUCUUCUAUCAACACUGAGAUCUCUCAGGAAGAGCUUAAUCAAAUGGAAAGCAAGCUGAAUGAGAAAGUGACGCGGCUUCAAGACUAUCAGGAGAAGAAGCUGCAGCUGGAGGAGAACGUCCAGCGCUUUCGGCCAGAGCUGCGAGAUCACAAAAACACCCUGGAGAAAUACGCCAACAGUCUGACUAGUCUAGCGGAUCAGGAAGCUCAUCUCAAACUUCAGAUUAAAGAACUUGAGGCAAAUGUGGUGGCUUCGGCUCCUGACAAAACAAAACAGAAACAGCUGGAUAAAAGCCUGGAGGCUUUCAAAAAAGAUUUUGAGGCUGCGUCCAGUAAAGCCGGGAAGGUAGAUAACGAAGUAAAGCGGCUCCAUAAUUUGAUUGUGGAAAUCAAUAGUCACAAGCUGAAGGCUCAACACGACAAGCUAACUAAAGUUAACAAUGAGCUGGAUGAAUGCUCCUCCAUCAUCACCAAAGCCCAAGUGGCGAUCAAAACUGCUGAUCGGAAUUUAAAAAAGUGUGAGGAUGGAGUGACUCGUCUACAGAAGGAGCUAGAGGAGAAUGCAAAAAGUAUGACUGAACUGUUGGAGCAGCUCAAGAAACUGGAAGACCAGGCUGGAGAAGUCAUGAAGGACUGUCAUGAGGCUGAGGCGGCUCUCCCUGAGGUGCAGGAGCAGUACCAGGCCAUAGUAAAAGAAAUCAAGGCUUUACAGCGACAGGAGCAUGCGCUGCAAGAGGAGUCUUUAGGAGUACGUCUUCGCAUCGAGAAGAUAGAGACCAGCAUUGCUGAGCAAAAGGACAAGAUCAAGCACUAUCAAAAAGAGGCAUCCAAACUAGAACUUCAUUCAAUUGAAGACAAACCAGCAGAGCAGCUUCAGACUUUUACUCCUGACGAAUUGGAAAACAUUUCCGACUCGAACGACAUCAGGAACAAAAUGGCCACCUUAGAAACUCGGUGUGCUCAGAUGAAGCCCAACCUGGGGGCCAUAGCGGAGUAUAAGAAGAAGGAGGAACUGUACCUGCAGCGUGUGGCCCAGCUCGAUGAAAUUACUGCAGACAGGGACAACUUCAAACGCGGCUAUGAAGAUUUGCGUAAACAGCGUCUCAAUGAGUUUAUGACUGGAUUCAACAUGAUAACUAACAAGUUAAAGGAAAACUACCAGAUGCUGACGCUAGGAGGCGACGCAGAGCUGGAGCUCGUGGACAGUUUGGACCCAUUUUCUGAAGGAAUCAUGUUCAGUGUCCGUCCACCAAAGAAGAGUUGGAAAAAAAUCUUUAACUUGUCUGGAGGAGAGAAAACCCUGAGCUCGCUGGCAUUAGUGUUUGCUCUGCACCAUUACAAACCGACUCCACUCUACUUCAUGGAUGAGAUUGAUGCUGCCUUAGACUUUAAAAAUGUCUCCAUUGUGGCUUGUUACAUCUAUGAACAAACAAAGAAUGCCCAGUUUAUUAUAAUCUCUCUGAGGAACAACAUGUUUGAGAUUGCGGACCGCCUCAUCGGCAUUUACAAAACCCACAACACCACCAAGAGUGUUGCCAUCAACCCCAAGACAAUUAUGUUCAAAGAAGUUGCUUAA